Messenger RNA from Centrocercus urophasianus (Greater sage-grouse), 13563 nucleotides. It is a transcript of the gene SDK1, whose product is annotated as sidekick cell adhesion molecule 1. Bases 1085 to 7930 code for a protein of 2281 amino acids. NCBI's taxonomy places the organism in Eukaryota, Metazoa, Chordata, Aves, Galliformes, Phasianidae. The transcript has 45 exons. Gene Ontology annotation, cellular component: plasma membrane; axon. Gene Ontology annotation, biological process: axon guidance; cell-cell adhesion. Gene Ontology annotation, molecular function: protein binding. The record is from RefSeq and is a predicted model, not a curated record.
CAGAGCUACCCUUUCUGUUCGGUGUGUGUGUGGGGGGGAGGGGAUCUCCCACGAAACUUUUCCCUUUACGGAAGGCGGGACUGGAACAAUACCCGAUGCAUUGUUUGAACGCGAAGACCUUCGGCGCUUCUUUUUUUUCCCCUUUGGAUGCGCUCCCAUUGCCGCCGCCGCGGUGCUAGCGCUUUGCUUUCGUGUUUACAGCCGCUGCGAGGAAAGAGCCGCCCGGCGGAGCGAGCACAGCCGACAGCCAGAGCAGCCGGGCGGAUUUCACCUUGUUGCUGUUUGUUUCGGGAGAUGUCGCUCCCCCCCGCCCCGGAGGCCGCCCAGCUGCGGGUUGGCUCCGCUGCUGCGUCCGUAGCCGGGCAGAAGCAGAACGCGUUACGUGCGAGAGGUGAUUGAUUUUCUUGUUGUUUUUUUUUUUUUUUUUGGUCGCCCUGAGAAGAGGAGGAAACCGGCGCCAAUCUUGGAGGAGGAGGGAAAUACGACCGGCUGAGCUUUUCCCUACCUCGGGCUGAACGUGAGUUCAGGUGACGCCGCCUCCGGCCUGCGGCUGUUUCACGGCACGGCCGGCUGCAAUCAGUGCCGGAGCCGCUCGCUUUACCUCACGAGGACCCUUCAGCCCCUUCUAUUGACGGGAGAGAUUUGUAUCCAGAGGAAAAUCGGAUUAAUAUAAACUAUGCGGAGCUUGGCGGGGAUAUCUGGAGACUAACCUGUCUGCAUGGCUAAUCUUGAAAUUGUCUGAAAUAAAUCCUCGGCGCAAGGAAGAGCGAGAUACUUUCAAUUAGUAUUUUUUUUUCCCUGUUGGUGCUUUUCUUCCCACCCCUUUACACGAGUUUAACCCUUCCGCUCCGAGGUUUUUGUGGGAGAAUGGGACACAUGCCGGAAGAUUCCCUACGUUUGGUGAAUAUCACAGGGGUAACAGUUGCCGUCAUCCUUGCGGUAUGAAAGGUGCUGUGGGGAUGUGUGCUGCUGGCUGAGAUGGAUCCAUCCUUCUGUGUUGCUGUUAGCAAUGUGCCGAAGGAUCCGGAUUUACUGAAGUACUGACGCCAAUAAACUUGCUCCUUCCCUGUUGAAGGCAUUGGAUAUGACAGCACGGAGAAACAUGUGUUUCACAUUUCUGACUGGUUGUUUCGGUGCAGUCAAUACUUCCACAAGAAACAUUGACUUCGUGGGUAAUUAUAAUACGGUGAGGCACACAGAGUGCUGCUUUCGGGCUGCAUGCAAAGUGAGCACAAAUCAAAGAGCCCUCGGUUCCUGUGAAGUGGGGCUUUCUGUUCCCCCAAAACUCCGGGGCAAAGGCAGCUGGCGAUGUUCCCAGUCCACCAAAGAGAGCCUGGCCUCGGGGUGCCGAGUGAGCGAUGACCAAAGCGCUGUCAGGAGAGGCAGGCAGUCGGAUCGGAUGGGGAUCAGUGAGGCAGCGAUGGUUGGAAGGGAGCUGGAUCGUGAAAUUAUUGCCCGGAGGAAUAGCAGGCGAGACGAAAUGAUGAUGAAGUUAAACUUCUGUUUCUUCUUCUGUCGACGAUGGUGGGCGUUUCUGUUGCUACAGCUCCACAUGUUGCAAGCGCUGGCACAAGAUGAUGUUGCUCCAUACUUCAAGACAGAGCCAGGCUUGCCCCAGAUCCACCUGGAAGGAAAUCGACUCGUCCUUACGUGCCUUGCUGAAGGCAGCUGGCCCUUGGAAUUUAAGUGGUUACACAAUGACAGUGAAAUAACCACCUACUCCAGUGAAUACAAGUACAUCAUUCCAGCUUUGCAGAAGUCUGAUGCUGGCUUUUAUCAAUGCAUUGUGCGAAACAGAAUGGGGGCAUUGCUGCAGAGGAGAUCUGAAGUUCAAGUGGCAUACAUGGGAAAUUUCAUGGACACAAACCAGAAAAAAACAGUGACUGAAGGAGAAGCUGCAGUUCUAAACUUCAUGCAUAUCUUCAGCUAUCCAAGACCACAAGUGACAUGGUUUAGAGAUGGGCACAAGAUCAUUCCUAGCAGCAGAAUAGCCAUAACACUGGAGAAUCAGCUGGUGAUCCUUGCAACGUCAGUGGUGGAUGCAGGAGGCUACUAUGUCCAGGCUGUCAAUGAAAAGAAUGGCGAGAACAAGACAAGCCCACUUAUUCAUCUCAGCAUAGCGAGUGCCACGGACCCAUCUGACACCACGGCUCCCAUCAUCGUCAUCCCUCCGCAGAACACGAGCAUUGUAGCAGGGAGCAGCGAAGUCACAUUGGAAUGUGUAGCCAGUGCAAGACCUGUUGAGAGACUAAGCAUAAUGUGGAAGAGAAAUGGAAUAAAAAUCACCAGUGGAAUUAGCAGUUUUGGGAGACGCCUCACAAUCACCAACCCAACCUCUGCUGAUGUUGGGAUGUACUUCUGCGAAGCAGAACUGAGGGACAGCACAGAGGAACCAGCGAGAGCCAAAGCCUUCAUUUCUCUAAUGGAACCACCAUAUUUUACUGCGGAGCCUGAGAGCGUGAUUUUGGCUGAAGUGGAGAAAGAUGUGGACAUCCUGUGCCAAGCAAUGGGUGUUCCCAUUCCUUCCCUGGUUUGGUACAAGGACUCCGUUCCCCUCAGCAAGCUGCAAAACCCCCGCUAUAAAGUCCUGCUGAGCGGGGGGCUGCGGAUCCACGCGCUGCGUCCUCAGGAUGCAGGGAUCUUCCAGUGCUUUGCCAGCAAUAAAGCUGGGGAGAUACAGACCUACACCUACCUGGAUGUGACCAACAUUAAGCCAGCAUUUAUACAGCCUCCAGAGGACACCACUGUGACUGAAGGGAUGACUGCCAUGCUGACCUGUGAAGUUUCAGGGGCUCCAAAACCUGCCAUCUCGUGGAAGAAAGGAAACCAGAUCUUAGCCAGUGGCUCAGUUCAGAUUCCUCGGUUCAUUCUUCUGGAAUCCGGAGGGCUCCAGAUAACGCCCGUGUUCCUUCAGGAUGCUGGCAAUUAUACUUGCCAUGCAGUCAACUCCGAAGGAGCUCUGAAUGCUUUUGUGAUGCUGACAGUGUGGAAUCGGACUUUCAUUGUUCACCCUCCUGAGAAUAGCACUGUGAUCAAAGGAACUACAGCCACUCUGCGAUGUGAAGCAACUCAUGAUCCUAGAAUUUCAAUCAGGUAUGUUUGGAAGAAGGACAGUGUUGUAAUAAAUCCAUCCAGCAGUUCCAGGAUCACAGUAGAGAAAGAUGGAACCCUCCUCAUCAGCCAGACAUGGUCAGGUGACAUCGGGGACUAUACUUGUGAGGUCAUUUCUUUUGGAGGAAAUGAUUCCCGAAUGGCUCGACUAGAAGUGAUCGAGCUGCCUCAUUCCCCUCAGAAUCUUCUGGCCAUCUUGAAUUCCUCGUACAGCCGCAGUGUGGUGCUUUCCUGGGUGCGUCCUUUUGAUGGAAACAGCCCCGUCCUCUACUACAUGGUCGAGGUCUCUGAGAACAAUUCUCCCUGGAAGGUUCACCUAUCAAAUCUGGACCCGAAGAUGACCAGUGUCACUGUGAGUGGACUCACCCCAGCCCGAACCUACCAGUUCAGGGUGUGUGCAGUUAACCAGGUGGGAAAAGGCCAGUACAGCUCCGAGACCAGCAGGUUGAUGCUACCUGAGGAGCCGCCCAGUGCCCCACCUAAAAACAUCGUGGCCAGUGGGCGCACCAAUCAGUCCAUCAUGGUCCAGUGGCAGCCUCCUCCUGAGAGUGAGCAUAAUGGAGUUCUUCACGGGUACAUCCUAAGGUAUCGUCUGGCUGGCCUCCCUGGAGAAUACCAGUAUAAAAACAUUACCAGUGCAGAAAUUAACUACUGCUUAGUGACAGACCUGAUCAUUUGGACCCAGUAUGAAAUCCAGGUGGCAUCUUACAAUGGAGCUGGGCUGGGAGCCUUCAGCAGACCAGUGACUGAGUACACCCUGCAGGGAGUGCCGACAGCUCCGCCUCAAAAUGUGCAGGUGGAAGCCGUGAACUCCACCACCAUCCAGUUCCUCUGGAGCCCUCCACCCCAGCAGUUCAUCAAUGGUAUUAACCAAGGAUACAAGCUCCUCGCAUGGCCAGUGGAUGCUCCAGGGACUGUGACGGUAGUCACAAUUGCUCCAGAUUUCCACGGUGUUCACAGUGGCUGCAUCACCAACCUGAAGAAGUACACCACUUACUACACAUCAGUCCUGUGCUUCACCACCCCUGGCGACGGGCCGCGCAGCGCACCGCAGCUCCUGCGCACGCUGGAAGACAAGCCGGGAGCUGUGGGACACCUGAGUUUCACUGAGAUUCUGGACACGUCUCUCAAGGUCAGCUGGCAAGAACCUGUAGAGAAAAAUGGCAUCAUUACAGGCUACCAGCUCUCCUGGGAGGUGUAUGGCAGGAACGAAUCCCGGCUCACCCGCACGCUCACCAACACAACUCUGGAGUACAAGAUCACAGGGCUGUCAUCUCUCACCACGUACACCAUCGAGGUGGCAGCUGUGACUGCGAAAGGGAGCGGGUGGGUCACGUCCUCCACCAUCUCAUCUGGGGUGCCUCCAGAACUUCCAGGCGCUCCGUCCAACCUGGUGAUCUCCAACAUCAGCCCUCGCUCUGCCACGCUUCAGUUCCGUCCAGGGUAUGAUGGCAAGACGUCCAUCUGCAAGUGGAUAGUGGAAGGCCAGGUGGGAGUACUGGGUGAUGAAGAGGAGUGGGUGAGUCUCCACGAGGUGGACAAUGAACCUGAUGCUCAGAUGCUGGAGGUACCAAACCUUACUCCUUACACUCAUUACAGGUUCCGGAUGCGGCAGGUGAACGUGGUGGGUGCCAGCCCACUGAGCCAGCCCUCACGUGUCAUCCAGACCCUGCAAGCUCCUCCAGACGUGGCCCCCAGCAGCGUGAGCGUGCGCACGGCCAGUGAGAGCAGCCUGUGGAUGCGCUGGGUGCCCCUGCCCGACACGCAGUACAAUGGCAACCCAGAGUCGGUGGGGUACCGCAUCAAGUUCUGGCGCGUGGAUCUGCAGCCUUCUGCCCUGCUGAAGGUCAUCAACGACCGGCUGGAAAGGGAGUGCACCAUCGAGGACCUGGAGGAGUGGACGGAGUACGAGCUGCAGAUCCAGGCCUUCAACGCCAUUGGGGCAGGACCAUGGAGCGAAGUGGUGCGAGGUCGGACGCGGGAAUCCGUUCCCUCUGCUCCUCCUGAGAACGUGUCUGCUGAAGCCGUGAGCUCAACCCAGAUCCUUCUGACGUGGUCUGCAGUCCCCGAGUCAGAGCAAAAUGGUCUCAUCCUGGGUUACAAGAUACUUUACAAAGCAAAAGAUUUAGACUCUGAACCAAGGAGCCAAACAGUAAGAGGUAACCACACGCAGUCCUGCCUGCUGUCCGGCUUGCGCAAGUAUGUGCUCUAUGAGAUCCGGGUGUUGGCGUUCACUCGCAUUGGGGAUGGAGUCCCCAGCUCUCCUGCUGUUAUAGAAAGAACCAAGGAUGAUGCCCCUGGGCCACCCGUCAGGCUGGUGUUCCCCGAAGUGAGGCUGACAUCAGUGCGCAUCGUCUGGCAGCCACCAGAGGAGCCCAACGGCAUCAUCCUGGGCUAUCAGAUUGCAUAUCGGCUGGCCAGCAGCAGCCCCAACAAGUUCACAACGGUGGAGGUGGGCUCAACAGUCCGGCAGUUCACUGCUACAGACCUCACCCCCGAGUCAGCGUACAUCUUCCGGACAUCUGCCAAGACCCGGCAGGGCUGGGGAGAGCCUCUGGAAGCCACGGUGAUCACGACAGAGAAAAGAGAGCGCCCGGCCCCCCCCCAGCAGCUGACCACCCCCCAGUCCGACGUGUCAUCGCGGAGCCUGCGGUUGCAUUGGGUCCCUGGAAGUGAUGGAUCGUCACCCAUACGAUAUUUUACAGUCCAAGUGCGAGAGCUGCCCGAUGGAGACUGGCAAACCUACUCCUCUUCCAUCAGCCACGAGGCAACGUCCUGCAUUAUUGAGAGCUUGAACCCAUUCACCUCUUACAAGCUGCGUGUGAAAGCGACCAACGACAUCGGGGACAGCGACUUCAGUGCCGAGACGGAGGCGGUGACAACGCUGCAGGAUGUUCCUGAUGAGCCUCCCGGUUCUGUGCUGGUCACUCCCCACACCACUUCAUCUGUCCUUGUGCAGUGGCAGCCACCCAAAGCAGAGAGUCUGAACGGGCUGCUGUUGGGAUACCGGAUCUACUACAGGGAGCUGGAUUACGAUGCCGGGUCUGCCACCGAAUCCAAAGCUGUCAGGAACCCCUCAGCUUUAAGAGCUGAGCUCACACCCCAAAGCAGCUUCAAGACAGUGAACAGCAGCUCUGCAUUAACGACGUAUGAAUUAACACAGUUGAAGAAAUACAAGAGAUAUGAAGUGUUAAUGACAGCAUAUAAUGUCAUUGGUGAGAGCCCUACCAGCACGCCAGUGGAAGUGUUUGUGGGUGAAGCAGCACCAGCAAUGGCCCCACAGAACAUCCAAGUAAACUCCCUUUCUGCAAGCCAGCUGGAGCUCACCUGGGACCCACCUCCUGCCGACAGCCAAAAUGGGAACAUACAAGGCUACAAGAUUUAUUAUUGGGAGAGUGACGUCCAGAAUGACACAGAGAAAGUGAAGGUCCUUUUCCUCCCUGAGACAACAGUCCGCCUCAAAAACCUGACCAGCCACACGCGAUACCUGGUCUGCAUCUCUGCCUUCAAUGCAGCAGGGGACGGCCCCCGGAGCAGACCCUCAGCAGGCAGGACACACCAGGCUGCACCCAGUGCUCCCAGCUUCUUGGCGUUCUCUGAAAUCACUUCCACGACACUCAAUGUGUCUUGGGGCGAGCCGACAGCAGCAAAUGGAGUCCUGCAGGGUUAUCGAGUAGUCUACGAGCCUUUGGCUCCCGUCCAGGGGGUCAGUAAAGUGGUGACUGUGGACAUUAAAGGGAACUGGCAACGCUGGCUAAAGGUCCGAGAUCUUACCAAGGGCAUGACCUAUUUAUUCAGAGUGCAAGCCCGAACCAUUGCCUAUGGACCUGAACUGCAAGCCAACGUCACAGCUGGGCCAGCAGAAGGGUCUCCCGGCUCCCCUCAGGAAAUUCUAGUGACAAAAUCUGCUUCUGGGCUGACGGUACAAUGGACUGAGGGGGAUUCUGGAGAAAAACCCACAACCGGGUACAUUAUAGAGGCACGGCCCUCAGAUGAAGGACUGUGGGACAUGUUUGUGAAGGACAUUCCUCGCAGCGCUACCUCCUACACCGUCAGCCUGGACAAACUCAAACAGGGUGUGACGUACGAAUUUCGGGUGGUGGCUGUCAAUGAAUUUGGCUACGGAGAGCCAAGUGUUCCCUCUGUGGCAGUAUCAGCACAAACAGAAGCCCCUUUCUAUGAGGAGUGGUGGUUUCUCCUGGUGAUGGCUCUCUCAAGUCUGAUCCUGAUCCUGUUGGUGGUAUUUGCUUUGGUCCUGCAUGGCCAGAGCAAGAAGUACAAGAACUGCAGCACAGGUAAGACCAUCUCCAAUGUGGAAGAGUCAGUCACCUUGGAUAAUGGAGGCUUCACUGCUCUGGAGCUCAAUAGCAGACACCUAAACAUCAAGAGCACAUUCUCAAAGAAAAAUGGAACCAGGUCUCCUCCUCGCCCAAGCCCAGGGGGGCUGCACUACUCUGAUGAGGAUAUCUGCAACAAGUACAAUGGAGCUGUGCUGACCGAGGGCUUGGGACUUAACGAGAAGCCCUUAGAAAUGUCGGAGUCAGAGGCCACCGACUCAGAUUACGAAGACGAGCUGCCAAAGCAUUCCUUUGUGAACCAUUACAUGAGCGAUCCCACGUACUACAACUCCUGGAAGCGGCAGCAGAAAGGGGUGAAGCACCCAACAUCCUACAGAUACGAGGAGUGCUCCGCCAGCGAGACAGAACCCUAUUUCCAGACUGUCAUCACGACACAGAGCUCAGGAGGGGUGUACACCCCAACGGGACAGCCUGCACCCGGCUCCCGGACUCCAGUGACAGGCUUCUCCUCCUUUGUCUGACACGGGGUGGGAGGGAAGAGCCCGGCCGCGAUGCCGGCACUGCUCGGGGUCAGACAGCAGUGACCAGCGGCGAACUGUGGGUAGCUUCUCUAUCAGGGUAGAGCGGAUGGGAACACGGAUGAGGCUGAUCUGGUUUUGUUCUUUAUUUGUCUUUUUUUUUUCUUUUCAGUUUGUUUUGGGUUUGGGUUUUUUUGUUUUGUUUCGUUUCGUUUUGGUGGUUUUUUUUUUUCCUGAAGACAAUCAAUUCUCAAAUCACGGAGCUGAACUAGCCGAACCUUUGCUUAAAAAAAAAAAUAAGGGGGGAGGGAAAGGAAUUCUGAAAAGCGAUGAUUUUAAACCACUUGUGAAUAGUUGGGGUUUUUUAACCACUUUUUUGUAACACUGCUUCAGGAAGCAGCUCCUGUGCCCUCUCUUCCCUCUUUCUUUCUCUCCCCUCUUCCUAUCCCCCCCCCCCCCAUUUCCAAACAAGGAGGUGAAUUCCCCAGAUGCAAUGAGAGACUUUGUGAUGUGAUUCGAAGAGAAAACAUAAAACCUCCCAGGCUCCCUUUUUUUUCUUUUUCAUUUCCUUCUGCCAUCAGGGUCAAGAAGUUAAAAACAAGAAGGGACAAACUUUUACAUGAAAAGCAGACACCUCCUUUCUCCUCUCCUCCUCAUUGCUCCCCAUGUUAGGAGCACUGGCUGAUUCACUUAGGCUCAGAUGUGUCACUGUGGCUGCUCUCAGCUCACUACUGGAGUUCAUUUGCUGAAUUGCUGACCUGCUUUCCCUUCUUUUUCAAAUGGACCUGCUGGAAUCUUUAAAUAUUCCAACUCCAGGGCCUCUAGAAGAGCAGAUGUAUCAAAAGAGCUCUGUAGGCAGCAGUGGGUGAGACAAAUGGGAAGAAUUUGGAUGCAAGGUCAGUUUAUUUUUGGUGUGGCUCUAAUUCUCCCUUGUGGACUGCAUGUGCCGUUUGAGUUGUUCGUUUUCAAAAGUCAAAGGACAAAAUCCAGAAAGCCAGAGGAAUCUUUCAGUUAAUUGCAGUGACAAGCGAGAGAGUCUGCUAAUUGAUGAGGGUUUUGAUCAUGAAAGUUACCCUGCCCUGUCAGUAGAAACAGAGCAUUCUUUCUUGCCCAGACUCUGCAGUGAUGCUUACUGGUCUGUAAAAAAAUAAGUGGUACUUGGGUUUGUUUGAUUUUAUUUUUUUAGUACAAAGACACGUCACAUGGAUUGGGUGAGUUCUGGUGUCCACAGGUGCCUUUUAUUGAUUCUUCACCUUCAUAUCUAGGAGAAGCAACAAAGUGUCUCCAAAUAAAGCUAAUCAGGUUUUCAAGCGUUAGGGCUGUGAAUUAUCUUGUGCACAUUUAUCGGCUGCUUUGUGUGCUUGAAGCUACAGCCUUUGAAAAGGAGAGAGGACUUUUUGUUUAUUUUCCAUCCUUUUGUACAGCUCCCCUUUUGUUUUCUUUGUUUCUACCUUUUUCCUGACUCUGUUUAGCAGCACGUUGUUUGCUCACAAGGAAACUGUCAGGGCUUUAAAGGAACUGAGUGCAGCCCUUGGAUCUAGCAGCAUUCCUGGAUCACUGCACUUUUUACCACAAGUAUGAAAGGUAAAUUUGAAAGGAGACACAACCUCGCCACUCCAGCACCUGGCAUUCCCUUCCAGGUGGAUGUAGGUCAGCCAGGAGAACUGGCAUCCUGCUGCUUGCUAAUGUCUCACCAGGGCACGUGUGGGCACUGUUCCCAUUGCAAAUUGUCCCUGGAGAGAGGAAAAUUGUCCUCUCUAGGGAGAUGCAGGACAGCGAUGGCACUGGAUGACAAUGUCUUAAAGGCAGGUUGUUGAAACCAACUUAAUGUUGAUGACACAGCCUGCCUGUCCGUGCUCUUAGGGCUGGUUAGAAGCUGCUUGGUUUCAUCUCACCUGAACAGGUGAGGUCCCAGCAGUCACCUUUCUGUGCCUCUCAGGCAGGGCAAACCAGCUUAGAACUGCCUGUGCUCUUUGGCACUGCCUCUGAGCCCUGCUGCUCUUGGUGCAUACAGAUUCUGGAUAGCACUGACACUGGAUUGUUGUUCUUCUCCAAAGGCUCCAGAAAGAAAGAAUUCAAAACCAAAAACCCCCUCGGAUGUGUUCAGGGGCUUUUGAGUUUGGAGUAAUGAUUCGUGGAUCAUUAAAUCACAAGGGACUUCUAAAGGUUACUUAAGCCAAAACCCUGUGAGCCAUCCUCCUCUCCAGAUCUGGGUAGGACAUGUGUGGGAUAGAGGAGAGGCUCUAAAGCAGGUUACUUGAGCUGAUGGUGAAGAGGAAUGCAAAACAAACAGGAAAAACCACUGCCUUCUCUGCACUUUGACUGUUCUCUUAAGCCAUACGGACUUUGCUUUAAUUACGGAACUGACAACGAAUUGUUUGCAGUCUGCAUUUUUUGGUUUCUUAGGCAAAUUUACCUGUGUGACUUUCCAUUUAGUUUUCUUUUUCCAUGCAUCAGAUUACUUAUUUUAAACCUCUUAUUAUACAUACAUGGGACACAAAGGUGCUAUUGCUGUUGGGGUGCUAAAUGGGCUCAUCCAAUGGCUCAGAGAGGCAGUGCUAUGGGAGUCUUUCAAGGACCACUGAGGGACUCGUGGAUACAGUUUAGAACAAGAUAGAUCACGUAUUGAAGAUCUUGCUCCAAAGGACAGCGUGGGGUGAGUAGCAUCAUAUCUCCUGAAUACUGCUGGAUCUAAACUGCUGUAAGGUGCAAUUAUUCCCUGGGACUGUUCCGAUACCACAUUGAGUAAAAAGGCAAGAAAACCACGGGGAAUGAAGAAAAUGGAAUCUGUGGUCACAGUUGCACCGAAGGAAGACAUGGGGAGCAGCACAAUCUGUAUAAAGCAAGAAGAAAUGAUCCCUUUUUUCUCAGUGCCAUCUGCAACUGAAAUGCUCGAGCUCUCUGGGGUCCUGCCGCGUUGGCUGCACAGCCCUUUUCUUCUGACUGCCACCAAAAUGAAAGGUUAGGAGUGAUGCCUGGAGGUCCUGCUGAUCUGAGCAAAACCAUCUCUGUUCCAUUCCAGAUCAUUAUUACUCUCGAUGUUGUUUUGUUUAGCAGUUGGCUUUUCUUACUUACAGGUUUAUUUUAUUUAGGCUUUUGCUCAGUGUGGACAUGCACUGCCCUGCUCACUCCUAAAAUGAGAACAGGAUAUGAGUUCUCCUGCCCAGUUCACUUAUAGCUACAUGCAUGAUGCCUGUGCCUUCUUGUUCACAUGCUGUAUUGCAAAAUGUGACAAAUAGGUAGGUUUUAUUUACUUCUGAUACCAGGUAAAUUGUUCCAUCUAGAAGGAAACACUCCAUCAGUUAGCAAGAAAGCUCUCUCUUAUAGCUGUAAUCUUUGGGAAUUACAGCUUUGAAAUACGACUUUUAAACAUUAGCUGUCAUUUUACAAUAACUUCACCCAUCAAAUCCACUUCUGUUUCCUUCUUCUUGUUUAGAACCAUCUUGAAAAAUGAAGACUUAUAUGUAAAACUCCUUGUUAGGGCAUUUUAUUUGUAUUUAUUUAUUUUCUCUGCCUUGUUUCUCAGGUCUCCGGGUGACUGUUAUUAAAAAAUAAAAGCAACGUUAUGAAAUGACCGAGGGAGACGUUUCAGGGAACAGCUUAACAGGAGCUCAUUUUUCAUGUGGUAGCCAUGGGAAUAUCCCAUUUCAUGCAGAAGAGUGCCAUGUCACACACGGUGUGUCCCCCAGCACAGGUUGCUCCCUCAAGUGGAAUAUUUUCCAUUCCCACCUCUUAAUCUCAAUGUGGUGCAUGGCUGGUGCUGCUGGGUGAGAAGGGACAGGAGAGGGCACUCUUCUGCUUCCAUUGGGGACAGCCUCUUCUUCCCCACCCUGGGAGUCAGCAGCUGGAAAUUCCCUGGUGGGGAGAAAUGAGAUCGUGUUGGUCAAAGGCUUUCAGAGGCAACUGCUGAAGGAAACACCCUGUGCCAAGUGAUCCCAAUAUUGGAGGCAGUUAGCACUAAAAAAGGGGAGGGAAAAAGAGAGAGAGAAAAAAACAAAACAAAACUAAUCCAUUAACCCCAAAGUAAUUUUUUUCCUCCUCAUCUGGAGUGCUAAAACCAGUGAUGCUUUGCAGAUGGACUGAGAUCUCGUUUCUUCUGCUUAUAUCCAAGCCUCUGCCAGAAGGUGCUGUAGCAAUAUUUUAGAAUAAAUAUCCAGGUCUGUCUUGAAGGGGGGAUACAUUUAUUAUCUUUGUCAUUGCUCUCCUCAAGAAAUACAUCGGGUCAUCCAAAGAUUAUCCAAUCUGCUCUCCGGAAAGGGAGGAUAGAAAGCAGUUCAUGCAGACAGAGCACCGGUGUCUUCUCCCACUUGCAGUUUUCAGACUAAACAGGGCAAUCCUUUUAGAGAAAGAAUUUGUCAGGGAAUUUUAAAAUAAAAGAACGAUGACUUUUGGCAGGGCCGCUAUAAAUCAGCCAUCCUAGAAACCUGAGACAUAAGAGAGAACACGAUCCCAAAACAUCCCAUCUUUGGCAGUUUCCUUUAUCAGUAGUAGCCGAAAGGGCACAUGCAAUGAGGGAUUCUAUUUGGAGAGCAAAAGCCAUCACAGAACCACUGCUAGACAGGCAAGUUGUAUUGCAGACCAUGUCGUUCCAUCUGGAGUUCCUGCUAUUGCUUAGAUCAGCGUGGGUGGAGUCCAUGCAGCAUCAUGGCAUUAGGAGAGGUUUGUUGCUGUUGAGCUUACACAGAGGCUGCACGCAUGACAACGUGGUUGUACAGUAUGCUCUGAACCCUUAGGGAAAGCCACUCUUCAAUUAGGAGCACACAAACCCCAAAACUGAACAUGUUGGAUUGGGGUUGAGCCUCUAAUGGCUCUACCUGACAAAUCCCUUCAUUUCUUCAUAUUUUUUGUAUUCCUUUUCUUCCCCCUGCAUCUCAGACCCAGCCCUCCCAGGCAAAGUUGGCUUGCACUUUGUGAAGGUGUGAAGCUUGCCACCCACUGUAGUAGAGCCAGCACUGAUAAGCACACGUGUGACACAUGGGACAGGUGAGAUGUGUUUGAACAAGAGGUGAGAUUCCUUUGUGAUUUGAGAUUCAGGCGUUGACUCAGAACUUUUAUCUUCUCAAAGCUGCCACCUGCCCUUUUUAAAUGGCCUUGGAGCCUCAAGACUUGACAGGAAAAUCAUUAUUUCUGUUGAUUACUGUUUGAUCACUGUGCACUCUCCUGGGGCUUGAAUCACUGGAUAUAGAGACUGGCACAGGGUCACAGAGCUUUAUAUCAAAGUGUUUUCCCAUCGAUGUCCAAUUCUUUCCAUCUGGAAGGGACACCUUUCUGCUUGUCAGCAGACGUGGUGAUGUCCUGCAGGUGGGACCUGGGAUGUGGCAUCCACGCUCCCCGGUGGUGAUGCUGAGCCCAUGGCAGGUUGCUUUGCCACUCUUGGGAUGGGAUCCGUCCUCUGACCUGGUUCCUGCUGUCAGCUCAGGGGUAGGACCACCUUACACAGCUGUUUCGGAGUUACCCUUUAGUGUAGUGUGGUUAUCGGGUCAAUUGCUUUCACUUCAGUGUCUCCUUGGGGAUUUGCCCUGGAUUUCCGUUCCACGCCUCUCGUUAAGCCUCACCUUCACCACUCCACUAUUUUAUAUGAGAAAGUUACUUCUUCUUUUGCAAAACUGCUUCUAAUUAAAAGAACCCUUUUGGAA